AUGAACAACACCAGACUCGCUUUCCGAGCUUUGACUCGGCAGAACGCAAGCGUGCUCAGCAAGCGACCUCUAUCACUUUCAAGCCGAGCACUCUUCAAAGCAGAAACCGAUCAUGUCUCGCCUCAGCAGACAUCCGCCCAGCGGCAACACCCUAACGUUGACGAGCACCGCAAAGCUCAAAUCGAACGACCUCUCAACCCUCAUAUGACCAACACCAACCCAGCAGCGGUCAACGAGAACGAACUUCCAUCAGCAGGAAAACUCAACGUGCCAGCAGACUUCUUGAGCCAUGUCGAUGGAAACUAUACCCCAAAGGACAAACAUCCAGAAAACACAGAGAAGAUGACUGGAGGCACUCAGACAGGUGACCCUGACAAAGUAAGCCAAUCAAAUACUGCCGCUCCUGGAGAGUUUGGUGUGGGUGAAAUGGAAGGCGCCGAGUUCAAGAUUGAGCCUAUAAGACGGACGGGCGAGGAUGCACCUACCAUGCGAGCCAGAUUACUAUACCAAAGCAGAAAACGAGGCACACUAGAAUCCGACCUCCUCCUCUCCACCUUCGCCUCGCAACACCUCAACAACAUGGACAAAGGCCAACUUGAACAAUACGACCGCUUCCUCGACGAAAACGACUGGGACAUCUACUACUGGGCCACACAGACCGCAGCGGGCGGCUCUCCGACAUCCCUAGAAUACGCCGAAGGCUCGGUCUCGAACAUGCCACCUUCGACAGAUUCACAGUAUAACGCGCCGUCUGACCCGUCGAAACAGCAAGAGACAAAAGCCUGGCAGCAGGGUGCGCCGAAGAGUGGAGAGUGGGCGCAGACGGUGGGGACAUUCAAGCCUGCUUAUCGGCCGGUGCCGCAGAGGUGGAAGGACAGUGAGAUUUUGAAUUUGUUGAGGAAGCAUGUUAAGGAGAGGAGUGCGGGGGGUGUUAAUGAGGAUGUUGAUGCUAAGGCGCAGGCGACGGGGAUGGGGAGGAUGCCGUCGUUGUAG
Molecule: messenger RNA, 993 nt
Organism: Lithohypha guttulata
Lineage: Eukaryota; Fungi; Ascomycota; Eurotiomycetes; Chaetothyriales; Trichomeriaceae
Gene: emi5
Product: Succinate dehydrogenase assembly factor 2 mitochondrial
Exons: 2
Coding region: 1-993 (330 amino acids)
Biological process (GO): mitochondrial electron transport, succinate to ubiquinone; protein-FAD linkage; tricarboxylic acid cycle
Cellular component (GO): mitochondrion
Source: RefSeq, a predicted model, not a curated record